Molecule: messenger RNA, 1821 nt
Organism: Trichoderma harzianum CBS 226.95
Lineage: Eukaryota; Fungi; Ascomycota; Sordariomycetes; Hypocreales; Hypocreaceae
Exons: 2
Coding region: 158-1552 (464 amino acids)
Source: RefSeq, a predicted model, not a curated record
AAGCAUAUUCGAAACUUCAUCUCAUCCUCUCGUUUGUUGCGUUUGUUGCGUUGCGUUGCGUUGUCUGUCUUGAGCUGCGUUGCUUUGAGCUGCGUUGCGUCCACAUAAUUAAUACACCACACAACACAUCACAACAAACGACAGACACACACACCAGAUGGCCAUGGCUUCAUCAUUACAACAGACGCAGCCGUCGGGCCUGAGCAGCCAUGGCAAGCUCACCAAGUCGCGCAGCCGCAUCGUCGUCAAGCCCAUCCUCAAGCGCCUGCACCACGUCCACUCCCACUCGGAGCGCAACUCGCUGGACCUCAACCGCGGCUGGGGCGACCAGCCCGUGGCCACGACGCCCGAGCUCGAGUACAGCUCCUUCGACUUUGGCUCGCGCGAUCUCGACGACCUGACCAGCGACCGCCGGCUGUAUUCCAACUACCCAGCUGCGCCAGCUGCCGGCGCAAAGCUCGUCCGCGACGUCAGCUUCACAGAUGUCGGCCCUGUGGCGCCUGGGCUGGGUCGCGCAAACACCUUUUCCUCCUCUCAUGCGCGCUCAACCAGCGGCAAUUCCGUCUCAGCCACUGCCGCCCGCAUCGGAUCCUUCAUUCACCCUUCAAGGCAGAUGCCCCGGACCUCGACGCCGCCUUUGAACUCGUACGCCAACUCGGUGGUGUCGCUGGACAACGGCCUGACGGGCCAGCAGCGAGAUUUGACAGCUGCCAUCGCCGAGAGCGACAGCGGCGACAACGACGAGCUUGACUUUGACGAGCCGCUGGCCUCGCCCACCUCUCUGCGUCUCUCUCAAUCCGAGUCUAACCCAGCCGGCGCCGCGGCAACAAAGAAGCUCUCAUACUCCUCCAGCCUCAGGUCAAACUCGCCCAACUCAAAACCAACGGCCACUGGCCGCCCAUCUCUGUCCGGAAGCCAGCGCACCAGCUCAGAUGGCCCUUCAGUGAGGGCUGCCACCACUCGCUCCAACUCGGGCCCCUCUGUACAACGUCUCACCCAAGGCGCUGUGAAUCACCAAUCCACUGCAAACGAAGGCGCUUCCGUGCCAUUGCUCAUCUCUACCACGCAGCAAAAGACUGCCUCAAACCCCAUCUGCUCCACAACACCCACAUCCCCCUUCCGCGCUUCUCUAGACAUGAAUGGUUUCCGCCUUCGCUCACGGAGCGAGAUGGACACAUCCACCCGCCAGGAGCAGGUCCGUGAGGCCCGUCGCAAGUUCGAGGCCAAGGAGAAGGAAAAGGAAGAAAAGUAUGCUCGUGAGCAGAUCCUCAAACGGGAGCGUGCCGCCGCCAAGGAAGCCCACAAGAAUGAGCGGGCGCAGGCUCAGAAGCGAAAGACCAGCUUUGGGCACACCAGCACCCUCUCCAGCGCGAGAAACUCGUCCAGCGUCCGCGAAAAGACCGAGUCCGAUCCGCUCAACGGAGGCCAGGCGCAAGAGCCACAGUUCCAGGCCCCCUCCAGAAGCAAGACGGCCAAGCGCAGGACAAACAGCCUCUGGACCGCCUUCAUGCUUUGGCUGAGAACCCGCCUUCUUAAGCUGGCCAGGCGAUAGGAGAGCCAGAACCCUUUCAAGGCUUCUCAGAAGAGCAGUGAUAAAGCGCAGGCUGCUUCCAAUUCCGACUGCUACAUUAUAUCAACAACCUACACUCAACGCGCACGGGUCCGUUCAACCGCUGGAUUCGAUUAAUCGGUAGCCUACCGCUACUAAAACACAUUUUUCUAUUACCUCAAUGCUGGAUUUUGCCGACAUCUCCAUUAUUUAUGAAUUUUCUUCUUUUUCUCUCACGGCCCUUUGAUACAGAUGGGGAGCAACAGACCCCA